Anarrhichthys ocellatus (wolf-eel) is the source of this 926-nucleotide messenger RNA. Its product is annotated as tubulin alpha-8 chain-like. The record is from RefSeq and is a predicted model, not a curated record. Gene Ontology annotation, cellular component: microtubule. NCBI's taxonomy places the organism in Eukaryota, Metazoa, Chordata, Actinopteri, Perciformes, Anarhichadidae. The annotation marks the transcript as partial. The transcript has a single exon. Gene Ontology annotation, molecular function: GTP binding; structural constituent of cytoskeleton. Gene Ontology annotation, biological process: microtubule-based process.
GUCUGAUUUAAAUGAGUUACCAAACAUGUUCUUCCUGUUUUUAUAUCCAUCUUCUACGAUAUAUGCAAUGAUGCAUUUCUGUAGAUCAAACCAGCCAACAGGAAAUACAGGAGGUACAAUGCAACAUACACAUGAAUGCAGCAGUAAUAUCAAGCCAGAAACAUCAGCUAUAACAAUAAAACAUUUUACUAAUCAAUCAAUAUUUUUACUUUAACUACUGAUAAUACUUAAAUACCUUUACUUUAGUAAGGUUUUUAAUGCAGGACUUGCAGUGGAGUAUUUUCACAGUGUGGUAUUAGUACUUUUACUGCAGUAGAGGAUCUGAAUACCUCUUCCAGUGGUAGUACUGCGUGAUUACUGAUUCUGUCCUCAGUCUGACCAGUGCACGAGUCUUCAGGGAUUCCUGAUCUUCCACAGCUUCGGGGGCGGUACCGGCUCUGGUUUCACCUCCCUGCUGAUGGAGCGUCUCUCUGUAGACUUCGGCAAGAAGUCCAAGCUGAAGUUCGCCAUCUACCCGGCUCCCCAGGUGUCCACCGCUGUGGUGGAGCCGUACAACGCCAUCCUGACCACCCACACCACCCUGGAGCACGCUGACUGCACCUUCAUGGUGGACAACGAGGCCAUCUACGACAUCUGCCGCAGGAACCUGGACAUUGAGCGCCCGUCCUACGCCAACCUGAACCGGCUGAUGAGUCAGAUCGUGUCCUCCGUCACGGCCUCCCUUCGUUUUGACGGAGCCCUGAACGUGGAUCUGACGGAGUUCCAGACCAACCUGGUGCCCUACCCUCGAAUCCACUUCCCUCUAGUCACCUACGCUCCGAUCAUCUCAGCGGAGAAGGCCUACCACGAGCAGUUAACCGUGGCAGAGAUCACCAACGCCUGCUUUGAGCCAGCCAAUCAGAUGGUGAAGUGUGACCCUCGCCACG